Messenger RNA from Brettanomyces bruxellensis, 1785 nucleotides. RefSeq lists its product as uncharacterized. Gene Ontology annotation, biological process: activation of GTPase activity. The coding region runs from base 1 to 1785 and encodes 594 amino acids. The transcript has 2 exons. The record is from RefSeq and is a predicted model, not a curated record. Lineage: Eukaryota; Fungi; Ascomycota; Pichiomycetes; Pichiales; Pichiaceae. Gene Ontology annotation, cellular component: Golgi apparatus. Gene Ontology annotation, molecular function: GTPase activator activity.
AUGUGGAGAAAAUCUGGUCAGCAUGGAUACCACCAUCCAAUUGAGCAAACACCCGGAUCGAAUGACUAUCUGUUCAAUUCAAGUGACAGUCUAAAUGACGAUCUUCAAAAAGAAACCAAGAAUCCACUGACAAAAUCAUCAUUUUUCAAAUCUCUAACCUCGUUAAGCACUUUGGGCAAGUCCUCACAUGAGUAUGGAAACGGACGAACUAGCAUUAGCAGUAUCGAUGCUAGGCAAUCGUUCAAUCGUUCACGAGUAGCAUCUGCGAAUUCUGGCAAAGUUGUUAUAGGUGCUGGGUUCAGUUAUAUGGAUACAGCAUCACCUUCCCCUUCCCCAAGCAUAAGAUCAAUUUCUCCUAGUAUUCCACCAGCAGUAGCCAAAAGCAACUUGGAUAGCACAUAUGCACACCAUCAGCACAGCCAUCGUCACCGCCACAAUCACAGCCACCAGAGUGGCCGUGCAAUAUCUGGCUCUGAGGAGGAAGAUGAUGUUUGGAGUGCAGAUAUAGGAGAUAUAGGUCAAAAUAGUGAGAGCACAGUUGGGAAAGAGAGCCCCGGAAUGGUAAAGCCCGCACUAUAUCCCUCACUUGAGGGGUUGACACUUGAGGGUAAGUCUGAGGAUAGUAAGCGUGACGAAAGUAAUAACAUUAAUAUCAAAGCAGGCUCAAAAUUACCAAAAGCAGGCCUGGCGCACGAUGUCUCAAAAAAUAAUGUGGUUGCAAGUGAUAGUGAAUACAGUUUGAUACGAUCAGAUUGGAAGGAGUUGGUGGGGAAUCCCUUUUCGAGUCUUACAAAGUACCUUCCUAACGAUAAGGAGGCCAUCAAGUAUAAAAAAAUUGUGCGUGUGCUCACAAAAGAGCCUUUUGACAUAGGCGAGCUCAGGAAGCAGAGCUGGAGCGGAAUUCCGGCCUCGAUAAGACCACUAGUGUGGCAGAUAUUGGUGGGAUAUCUGCCUGCAAAUAGGGGAACUCGAGCUUCGGUCUUGGGUAGAAAACGUAAGGAAUAUGCCAGUAGCAUUCGACAGUUACUUCAAGGACAGAAAGACCAGGCCAUGUGGCAUCAGAUCGAGAUAGAUGUCCCCAGAACGAAUCCUGGUAUACAUCUAUAUGCGCAAGAUGCCACACAUAGGUCUCUUGAGCGAAUUUUAUACCUUUGGGCGGUUAGGCAUCCCGCUUCUGGCUAUGUUCAGGGAAUAAACGACUUGGUUACACCAUUUUUUCAGGUUUUUCUCUCUGCAUAUCUUUGCAAGCCAGAGACUGUUGUCAAUUUUGACCCAAAGCAAGCACCAACUGAACUUAUGACGACAGUUGAGGCUGACACGUAUUGGUGUCUGACAAAAAUGCUAGAUACGAUCCAGGAUAACUACAUUCAUGAGCAGCCGGGAAUCAUCCGGCAGAUCGAUCAGUUGAAGGACUUAAUUACGCGGGAUGAACCACGUUUGGCAAAGCAUUUGGCGGACCAGAAUUUGGAUUUCAUUCAGUUUGCUUUCAGGUGGAUGAAUUGUCUCCUCAUGCGAGAAUUUGAGCUUCCAUUAGUUAUCAGGAUGUGGGAUACCUAUCUUUCUGAUUUUCCAGACGGUUUCAGCAAGUUCCACGUGUAUGUUUGCUGUGCAUUUCUGCGGCGGUUUGGUGACGUUUUAAUUAAUAUGGAAUUCCAGGAUAUCAUAAUGUUUCUUCAGGAUAGCAAGAAGACUGAUUUAUGGACGGAAAAGGAUAUUGAGAUGAUGCUAAGUGAGGCAUAUGUCUGGGAGAGUCUGUAUGAGAAUGCAUCUGCUCAUUUGAAGUAA